AAACUAUUUGUUAACAUAAACUGGAUAUUUUCAUUUAUCAAUCUGAGCUAGUAUUUGUUGGACUAAAAGUAUUUAAAACCAAAAAGUUCUACUCACUGUUAUUAAUAUAACAUUAUAGGACUAUGAGUUAUUUUAAAAAAACAAUAAAAAUUAUUAUUAUUGUUCUCUACUUGGAAUUCACCUAUUCCCAAAGUAUUUUGGAUUCUAUACGCAAUUUUGGACUGAAUCUUGAUAACUUGGUUUUUUGUAAUGAGUUUUGGUUACCAACUAAAGAGUUUCCUGGUUUGAAAGAAAAACUUAAAUCUGAUGUAUUCGGCCAACCUUUUGUUAAAAAUAAUCUUAUUCCAAUAUUAGAAGAUUAUUAUUUAAAAGCGAAUUAUAAGGACAGCAAGAAUGCUUUGGUGUUGAGUUUUCAUGGUCCACCAGGAGUUGGAAAAAGUUUUGUCUCCGAAAUAUUAUCAGUUGCUCCUUUUAUUAAAAAUAAGCAUUUAUUUUCUGCAAACAACAUAUUUUUUGACAAACAUCUUGUUGAUAAACAUAAAGCUAAUAUUAAUCAAUUAAUCGAUUCUUCAAUUAGGGACUGCGAAAGGUCUCUUUUUAUUUUUGACGAUGCUGAUUACUUCCCCUCAGAAAUAUUUCAGGAAUUGAAUGUAUUUAGAAAAAUUGAUGGUGGUUUAAAAUAUGGUGGAAGCGUUUUUAUAUUUUUAUUUCAAGUGGGUGCUGAACAGCUGACUGCCUUAACUUUAGAUUUAUUGAGAAAAGGUGAAAGAAGAGAAAUGUUUCAUAUAGAUGAGUUCCAUAACAUCAUAAAGAAUGCGAUGCUUGAUAAAGGCUAUUCAGGAGAUAGCAUUUUCAUGAAACCAAUUAAUAAAAUUAUACCAUUUUUGCCAUUAGAGAAGGAACACAUUAAAAAAUGUAUUGAUAAAGGAUUUGUGAAUGAAGGAUACGACAUUACAGAAAAUGAUUAUAAAAAAGUUUAUGAGCUGCUAGGUUUUCAAUCAGGAACUUCAUUUUCCAGUUCAGGUUGCAAACUCGCUUUAGCAAAACUCUCUAUGGGUUUGAAUAGUAAGACUGAAUUGUAAAUAAAUAAAUAUAAGUAUAUGAUGAAGAACAUGUGAUUUGCUCAAAGAAAUACAUGUUACUUAUUCACUGCUAUUUCUGAACCCUUUUUGUACAAUUUUUUAAUGAUCUCUAUGUAUAUAUUUCUUUUUUUAAACUUCAACUUAUCUUUUCCUUAAAGAAAUAAUGGACAUAGCCAUUUGUUUACUCCUUUAAGUAAGUUUAAACUUUAAUGAGAUUUAAAUAUUUUAAUUGUGUGAUGUUAUUUUAAAAAUAUUAUACUGAUGUCAUCAUUUUUAUUGAUGGCUAGAUGACAUUUUUCUAAACUUUUGUUAUGUGUAAAUUUGAGACAUGUGUGAUUUGAAUUGUUUAUAAAUUAUUAAAUUUUUUUUGUUGAA
Molecule: messenger RNA, 1457 nt
Organism: Nezara viridula (southern green stink bug)
Lineage: Eukaryota; Metazoa; Arthropoda; Insecta; Hemiptera; Pentatomidae
Source: the annotation of a GenBank genome assembly